AUGAAUCCGCGAGGUCCAGAUGGAGAAGGCAACAAGGGCUCGAGAGGACGACAAGCUGCCGCCAGUACCAGUGGCUCUCAGAUGUCCAGACCGGAUUCCCGAAUGUCGUGGCUAUCAGAGCACGCCUCGACUGCACCAGAAAGAAUCAUAUCGUCCAGGCCAGAUGAGCAGAAGGCUGUGGAUAGUGAGAGUCACCCUACCAGUCACGAUACCGCAGCGGCAAUGCCUUCUCAUACGCGACUGCUGCCACAAUCAUCUGCCGUAUCCUCGAGCUCCUCUGCAUCCAUCGACGACGUGGCAGUAUUCGCUCCAGGCGCAGUGCCUGGAGCGCAGAAUCGUAUCUCUUCCCACCGACUCCGUGCAUCAACUCCAGUCCAUGAUAUCUCUCGGAAACGCGAGAUCGCCGAAGAGGUCCACGCUGAGCACUUCGAAGGUGACCGCAAGAUCAAGAAGAUGCGAGGGAGACAGGGAGCCGCAUCGAAUGGCAAGGAUGCUGCGCAGGCGGAGCGUAUGAUGCGGCUCUGA
Messenger RNA from Fulvia fulva, 525 nucleotides. RefSeq lists its product as uncharacterized. The record is from RefSeq and is a predicted model, not a curated record. NCBI's taxonomy places the organism in Eukaryota, Fungi, Ascomycota, Dothideomycetes, Mycosphaerellales, Mycosphaerellaceae. The transcript has a single exon. Bases 1 to 525 code for a protein of 174 amino acids.